Messenger RNA from Indicator indicator, 858 nucleotides. RefSeq names its product translation initiation factor IF-2-like. NCBI's taxonomy places the organism in Eukaryota, Metazoa, Chordata, Aves, Piciformes, Indicatoridae. The record is from RefSeq and is a predicted model, not a curated record. The transcript has 2 exons. Bases 1 to 858 code for a protein of 285 amino acids.
AUGAUUCGGUGCCUGAGCUCACGUUACAAAUGGAGCAGCUCGGCCCCGCAGGAAGGCAGGAGAGGGCGUGGGGCAGGCCCGGCGGACGCCUGCGGGCCGGGCGGUCCCGUAGCACACCGGCGCUUCACAGGCGGGGGACACCGCGGCCGAGCGAAGGCUGCCGGCGCCGCCGCGGGCCCGGCGAAGGACGGGAGGGGGGCUGGAGGCGGUUCCGCCGUGCCCCGGCCCCGCUCCGCCCCCGGCCCCGCCCGCCGCCGCCAUGUUGCGGCCCUCGGUGCCCGGUGCAGGGUGAGGCCUGCGCGGGGCCCCGGCGGUGGCGGGGCCCUUCGAGGAGCCGCCUGCGUGGGUGAGUGGCGCCUGGCCGGGCUCGGCCGCGCCGGGGCUCGCCCCUCCCCUCCCUCUCUGCCUGCCUGCCUGCCGCCGGCCGGGCGGUGCUGCCGCCCCGCGGGCAGGGCGAGCGGCCCCGCCGCCGGCACACAGAGCCCUGCCCGCCCGCCGCUCCGGCUCUUCCGGCCCGCGGGGCGCCCGCCGCCUGCUUCUCCGCAACUGGCCCUGUGGGCACGGCCGCGGCCCCGGGUACGGCUUCGGCUGCCGGGCACGGCCCCUGCGGCGGCCCGGCCUCGGCCCGGCUCGGCCCGGCGGAGCCGGGACAAACUUAACUUGAGCGGGCCCGGCCCACGUGGGGCCGGGGGCGGCGGGGCCGGGCCGGGCUGUCAGCGCGGGAGCGGGGGACCGGGGACGCCCCCGGGCCUUUCUCUCGGGUGGCACUUUGGGAUCUCCCUCUCGAACAACAUGGUGGGCACCGCUGUGGAAGCUGUGGAGGAGCUGCUGCCCAUCUACCAAAGCCCCCAGGAGUAG